GCCUUCGAUUAUAAAAAAAAAAAAAACGAUAAUAAAGAGAAACAAGUCGUACACGUUUAAACGGAGUUCUAAAUUUCCGGCGAGUUUUCCUCUCUCGAAUCUGCGACACCGACGAAUCUCGCUCACCGGAAUUUCGCAUUCAGAAAAUGGCUUUAGGUGGAACAGCUCCCCCAAGAGGAAGUGCAGCGGCUACUGCAAGCAUGAGGAGAAGGAGAACAACCGGUGGUGCGGCCUCUGGAGGAGCAGCUGGAACUAUGCUCCAAUUUUACACAGAUGAUGCCCCUGGACUCAAGAUCUCCCCAAAUGUUGUUCUUGUAAUGAGCAUUGGCUUCAUAGCAUUUGUUGCCAUCCUUCAUGUGAUGGGCAAGCUGUACUUUGUGCGUAGGGAGGCUUAGAGAAUAGAUCAAGAUGUUAGGUCCAAUUUUUUGGAUUUUCAAUACACCUCUGUUAUGAAAUUUAGAUUUUUUUGUUGCUGGAACCAACCCUUCCUUUGCUUUUUGUUUUUUGGUACUGCUAUUUUUUAAGGUAAACUGUUGAAAUAUCUUUCUGUUGCAUCUUCUUGUUUUUGCAGUUGGUGAAAUAUGUUUUAGUUUCCUUUAGUCGCUUAACUUAAAGGUGGGGAAAGUGUUGGAAUUUAUGGUGUA
Molecule: messenger RNA, 644 nt
Organism: Glycine soja
Lineage: Eukaryota; Viridiplantae; Streptophyta; Magnoliopsida; Fabales; Fabaceae
Product: protein transport protein Sec61 subunit beta-like
Exons: 2
Coding region: 147-395 (82 amino acids)
Biological process (GO): intracellular protein transport
Cellular component (GO): endoplasmic reticulum membrane; Sec61 translocon complex
Source: RefSeq, a predicted model, not a curated record